Messenger RNA from Daldinia childiae, 432 nucleotides. RefSeq lists its product as uncharacterized. Lineage: Eukaryota; Fungi; Ascomycota; Sordariomycetes; Xylariales; Hypoxylaceae. The transcript has a single exon. Bases 1 to 432 code for a protein of 143 amino acids. The record is from RefSeq and is a predicted model, not a curated record.
AUGGCAGUUGAUCCAAGAGUUGCGGACAUCAUCCGCGGCAAGAAGUUGCACUAUUGCCUAUGUGCUGAUACUAGCCGAUGGCACCUUUUUGAGAACGUGGCCCUGCCCGAUGCUACCUUUGCCUACUUUGAUAUCGACGGGUCUUUACUGGGAAGUGAUGGGGUUGACUGGAAUUGGCCUACGAGAGAUGAGUUUGCAACGUACUACGAAAAGACAUUGGGCCAGUACCGGAGUAUACACUCUAUAGGCUCUUCAGCUUUCGAACAGGUUAGCCCUGAUGAGGUGAAGGCUACGUUCGGCGUCAUUUGGCGGGUCGCAGUGAACGAAAAGCAGGGGACAGGCGGGGGGUACUACUUCGAGACAUGGGUUCGAAAGGAUGACGACUGGUUCAUGAAGUCUUUAAGGCUUGAAAGAACCUAUUGGCAUAUAUAA